This is a messenger RNA of Cladophialophora psammophila CBS 110553, 975 nucleotides long. RefSeq lists its product as uncharacterized. The transcript is spliced from 2 exons. Bases 1 to 975 code for a protein of 324 amino acids. NCBI's taxonomy places the organism in Eukaryota, Fungi, Ascomycota, Eurotiomycetes, Chaetothyriales, Herpotrichiellaceae. Gene Ontology annotation, cellular component: transcription factor TFIID complex. The record is from RefSeq and is a predicted model, not a curated record. Gene Ontology annotation, biological process: transcription initiation at RNA polymerase II promoter.
AUGUUCACCACCUCGCCAAAGAAGAAGAUCCCAUACCAUCACCACCAUGGCAUGCGACACAAACAUCAGACCGUGCCCACCUCGGAACCAGCGUUGCUAGCGCAAGAGGUGGUCGAUGAUUUACUCGUGCUGUCUAUAAAGGCGAUAUGUGAAGAGGAGGCACAGAGGCAAGGCAUCAAGAAUCCGGUAAUUGAGUCGGUGGCAUUGGAAUCCUUAGCAGCAGCCAUGGACGAAUUCAUGCUCCAAUUCCUGUCCAAGGUCCGACGCUCCAUGACCGCAGCCCGGCGAAUCUGUCCCAUCGCCACCGAUUUCGAGGCCGCAAUCGAUGUUCUCGACGUCCCUCGGCCCGACGACCAACUCGGCCCUUAUGAGACUCAACCCUCCGUCAACCCCCCUUUACUACCGACGCCACCUCCUGAAGAUGAAUUCCACAAUCUCGUUGAACUUCCAGCAUCAUUCCUCGGUCCCGGCUUGGACGGCCACGGCGAGUUGAAGAAAUUCUCCUUCUCAACCAAGGGAUUGCCCGAGCUGCCCUCUGCACAUACCUACAAGGAUACACCCGUCUACCCGGAACGACAGUCUGAUAGUAGGAAGAUGAGAGAAUUGGCGACCCAGGAAGGGAAACUUGGUGAGCAAGCACUGCGGAAGUUGGCUGGGGCUGUUAAAUUGGAUGCUGCUCAUCCACUCGAAGUGGAGGGGAUAUCUUCCAGGCAGAAACCUUCCACGAUCAUCCGGCGCAAGAGGUGGAAGACCGCAGUUGAUCUAUCGGAAGAGGCAGUUUUUGAAGAAACCCUGCGCGACUUGCUGGCGAAAGAGCCUGGCGGUUUUGAGCUAGGACCGAUCGUCAAUUGCGAGAAGGCGUAUCGAAUGCCGGAAGAAGUGAUGGUGAAGAGGCGGGCACCGACCAACAAGUCCACCUCGGAUAAGCGGAGCAGCUCAGGAUUGGACGGAGGCGACGUGGUCAUGCGACUGUGA